This is a messenger RNA of Anopheles cruzii, 4491 nucleotides long. It is a transcript of the gene Nup154, whose product is annotated as nuclear pore complex protein Nup154. The record is from RefSeq and is a predicted model, not a curated record. The transcript is spliced from 6 exons. Gene Ontology annotation, biological process: protein import into nucleus; RNA export from nucleus; transcription-dependent tethering of RNA polymerase II gene DNA at nuclear periphery. Gene Ontology annotation, molecular function: structural constituent of nuclear pore. Gene Ontology annotation, cellular component: nuclear pore; nuclear pore inner ring. The coding region runs from base 1 to 4431 and encodes 1476 amino acids. NCBI's taxonomy places the organism in Eukaryota, Metazoa, Arthropoda, Insecta, Diptera, Culicidae.
AUGGCCGAAGCGACUAUUUCGACCGAUGAGCUUGAAUAUGCCGGCUCAAUGCUGGAACAUCACGAGAUUGUUGACGCAUCCCAACCCGGUCUGUUGGAGCUGAUGGGUGUUUCGCAGGCCGGAACACCGACGGCUAGUGGGAAAGGCGAAUUCGACUAUCAACCCCUGUCCAGCUUAUCGAUGGGACUGAAAGAACUGCACCAGCUGUCCACGGUUAACAAAAUGCCGAUACCGCCCGAGAUUAUGGAACACUUUAACCAUGUACAGAGUCACUGCAUGAUGGGACUGUUUGCCGAGAUUGGCCGAGCGUGGUUAACGAUCGAUACAGAAAUCUACAUCUGGACCUACGAGAAUGCUCGCGACGUAGCCUACUUUGACGGGCUGGACAAAGUGAUUAUCAGCGUGGGGUUGGUGACCCCGCGCCCAGGUGUAUUUAAGCCCGAAGUGAAGUACCUUCUCGUACUGACCACACCGUACGAGAUCGUGGUGCUGGGAGUGAUGUUCAACGAGAUUAUUACCGGCACACCGAACCGAACGGGGUCCGGCCGCACUGUCAACGUGGGCGAAGAGAUGCAACUGAUGAGCUCACCGAUCUUUGUGCUCAGCACCGACAAUGUGGGCAUCAUGUGCGUACACGGUACCGACGAUGGCCGCAUCUUUCUCGGUGGCUGCGAUGGGAGCCUCUACGAGAUUUGCUACCAGGCGGAAUCGAACUGGUUCACGAAGCAGUGCCGCAAAGUGAACCACUCGCAGGGUCUCAUCUCGAACCUGGUGCCGGGAAUAUUCAAGUUCUUCUCCGACAAGGAUUCGGUGGACAAGAUCGCGAUCGACAACUCACGCCACCUGCUGUACGUGCUGAUGACGAAAGGCACGAUCGAGGCGUGGGAUAUCGGACCGGAGGCGGGCGGCGGCGUGAGGCGUUUGGCACGGCUCACGUUCAAAGACAUCAUCACCAGUGCGCAGAUGAUUUUGCGUUCCGACGACUCGUCCAUCUACGAACCGAUCACGGCCAUCUGUGCGCUCACGGUGACCGAUUCGUCCUGUUUGCACUUGGUGGCCGUCUCCAAAAACGGCAUCCGGUUCUACUUCUCCACCGUGUCGCUCUACAAUCAGGCGUCCUACAUGCGUCAGCAGCAACUGUCCUACCAACAGCGACAGCACCAGCAACAGAUGCAACAAUUGCAGCAACUGCAGCAGCUGCAGCAACCACAACAAUCACAACUGCACGAACCGAUGCCACCGGUUAACUAUUUCGAUCACCAACCGAGCGAUCGUCCGCAGGGCCUGUAUCUGAUGCACGUGCGACUUCCGCUGACGACGGCCACCGGGGUGCGACCGAACGCCAAGAAGUCGGUGCACGCGGCACACUCUAUCGGUGGGGCACUGUUCAUGGUUACCUCGCCGCAGCAGGACCAGGACGCUCUGUGGAUGGUCAACUCGGAACCGUUCCUAACGCAACCGCAUUUUAUCGAAUCGGAAUCGACGCUUCCACUGGACGGACAAGUGCUGGCGGUCGCCAACGUAAAGCAACACGAUCGCGUUUCGAUCGAAACGCCUCUCCGGACGGCGCAGAUUCCUCGGAAGGUGGCACUGCUGACGAACCAGGGUGUGCACAUUGUGUCCGUGUUGCGCGCGGUCGAUAUCCUGCAGCAGCUGCUGCUUACCUGCCGUGGGCCACACAACGACGCCGUGAAGGCAUACUUUGAGAUACAGACCGAAGCGGAAGCGUGCGCUACGGCCGUACUGCUCGCUUGCCUCGAAUCGUUCCGUGGCACCGAGUUGGGCGAUUGGGCCACGCAGGCCUUUGUGCUGUACGGUGGAGAACCGUACUAUGAAACCUAUCACCCGGGAAGCGGUGCCACUAGUGGAAUGGUUGGCCCAGCAAUUACCCAGAGGCCGCUCGCAUUUGGGUCGUCCACUGGUAGCGCAGGGUAUGGGAUGGAUCCACUGGCCACACCGCAAUCGGCCGUGGUUGGAGGGCGAAUGUACAUGUCCACACCGUACACAGUAGCACCGGUGGGCCGUGGGCCUCUACAAUAUCUACAGCAACAUCAGCAGCAACACCAGCAGCAACCACUACAGCCACACGGUCCCUUCUCUCCACCGUCCGGAUAUGUUCCGUCGUCGGUGAACACGAGCUUCAACAACAACAACCUAUUGCCGACGGAUGCACCCACCUUACGGUACUCGGCCAAACACGCCGGUCUGUAUCUGCACGUUUGUCGCGUGCUGCGGUGCGUCUGGCGCCGCAAGUGUACCGACGAGCGACUUCACUCGACGAUCGGACUGCUCGAUUUGGGUGUGGUGUUGGAAGAUCUGUUCGCCAUCCGAAGCUUCUUCGAGUCGGUGGGCACGAUUAGGGGCGCUUUGUCUGGGUUCACAGGAGCGCGUAACACGCUGGCGUCGUCCACCGUCAUCGGACCACACACCAACCCGGCGGCGGCGGGUUUGUUACUGCAAUCACCGGCUCUGGGCAGCGCCGCUGGUGCGUAUGGUGGCGGCUUGCUGAUGCCCCAACCGUACGGUGGCGCCGGAGGGGCCGGACCGGUUGUGCAACAACAUACCACAGAGGAGGCAUCGCGGGAAGAGAAGCGAUCGUUGGAUGCACUAUCACGGUUGAUAAAGCAAGCGUGCGAAGUGAUCGGCCUGUGGAAGGUGAUCUGCGAGCACCAGUGCCAUCUGUUGUUGGGCCAACUGCUGCCGGAGCAGCAGGCCGCUAUAAAGGCUUGCACCUUCCGCGAUCUGAUCGUGGCACGGCCCGGCGUUUGUGGGCUGCUGAUCGUCACGCUGAUCAACUCGUACCUGGCCGACAGUGCCAGCAUCGGUUCGAUCUCGUCCAAGUUGCGCGAAGUCUGCCCGACUCUGUACCGCCACGAGGAUGCCGUUUCGCACAAGGCCACGGAAGUGUUGCUCCAGACACGCGACUGGACCGAUCGGGAGCGCAAAGAGGAACGUCUCCAGAUGGCACUGCAGUUGUGCAAAAGUGCAGCCCCCAACCUGCCGCUGGACACGCUCUGCCAGAAGUUUACGGCGGCCGGGUUCUACACCGGGGUCAUCGAGCUGUGUUCGGUUUGUGCGGCAAAAAAGGACCCCAACGAGACGGCGCUACACUUUUACCAGAACGACAAUCCGGAAGGUUUCGUGGCGUACCAGAACCGCAUGCAGUGCUACGGCGAGGUCAAGCGUAUGCUGGAUCUGGUGUACGAAACGAACGAAGCUGGACCGCCUGGUGGAACCGAGGCAACGAGGUACCCUGAGCCACACCAGGGUGCGGAUGAUACUCGCGCACUGGUCGGCAGCAAGUUCCAAACGGUUACGGCCAUCAUUGCGCAAGCGUUGCAAAACACCGAUCAGCUGCUGCACGUGGCCAUUUACGAGUGGCUCCUGGCGCAGAAGCUUCACUCGGAGCUGCUCGAGAUUGCGGAACCGUCGCUCGGUGUGUUUCUGAGCCGAUCGAUGGCACACGCCCCGGACAGUCUGCUGCUGGCGGAUCUGCUGUGGAAGUAUCACGAGCGCAACGGACAGCACACCCAGGCCGCACAGAUCCUCGAUAAGCUCGCUCACUUCCAGGGUGGCGACGGACUCGAUCUUGGCAAGCGCAUCGAGUAUCUGGCCCGGGCCGUGAUGUGCAUGCGUAGCGAAGCGGUCGGCUUCUCGGCCCACAACGGUGUCCUGCUGAAGGAACUGGAGGACAAAUUGGAGGUCGCACAAAUCCAGCGACAGGUGAGCGACGCACUCACGAUGCUGCUGGCCCGAACCUCGGACCCGGCCCUGGGAAGCGUUCGGGACGCCUUGCAGCAACUGAACGGCUCGCUGUACAACCUGACGCAGCUGUACUCGGAGUUUGCCGAACCGUACGACCUCUGGGAGUGUAAGCUGAAAAUCCUGAACUGCUCGCACCACAACGAUCCACUGCUGAUCGAGUCCGUCUGGUCGCACAUCCUCGAUCGCGAGCUAGAGGUGCGCGACGGACCAGCCGAACGCUGCCGACGGAUGCUGGCGAAGGUACAGAGUCUGGCCCUCGAGUACGACAGUUCGGGUCACUGCUUUCCGCUGGCCUUCAUUGUCCGCGAGCUCGAAGUGCGCUGCUUCCGGUCGGGACUUUUCAAUUCACCCGUUCCGGAGGCGCUGUUCGAGAUGAACCUCGACGUCGACGAUCUACUCAACAUCUACUCCAGACUGGUGUCGAUGAAUGAACGCAUCUGGGUGACGGAGGACGACGAACUGUACCUCAUCCGAUCGACGGCUGCACUCCUGGCCCUGAUUGUCGCCCAACCGAAGCAGAUACCGCUGAAGGAGCGCCGCAAGGUGAUGGCCAAAUCGCAGGACCUCAUCUCGGCCGCUCUCAACAUCCUCUACACGAAGCCGGACACGCAGCCACUGAUCGAGUUACUGCGCGACACGCAAACGAAGCUGCAACGCGUUGUUUGAAGCACUGAACCCGCCACGGCAGGUCCAGUGGCCCCCUGUACUGCCAACACUUGUUAGAGA